Molecule: messenger RNA, 1390 nt
Organism: Strigops habroptila (Kakapo)
Lineage: Eukaryota; Metazoa; Chordata; Aves; Psittaciformes; Psittacidae
Gene: RPS3A
Product: ribosomal protein S3A
Exons: 6
Coding region: 450-1349 (299 amino acids)
Biological process (GO): translation
Cellular component (GO): ribosome; cytosol
Molecular function (GO): structural constituent of ribosome
Source: RefSeq, a predicted model, not a curated record
UCCGUGGCUGCCCUGCACUGCUUCAGGAGCUGCGUCCCUUCCCCUGCACCCCCGUGCACGCAAGUCUGUGCCCCUGCGAAGUGCCCCACCGUUAGCUCACAUGGUCCUGGCUGCUCCACCGAGGCAGAGACUAGCAAAGAGCCUCCUUCCCUCGACCACCAGGGAGAACCUAACGGAGCUGCGAAGACAUCCCGUCUCCUCCUGAGGGAGAGGCACCACCUCCCCCAGAAGAGCUGGGAAAGCUCUAAGACGAGCCAUGAUGAAGGCGGAGAGUGCCCUGCCCUGCGGUGACACCUCUAUGGCUCUGCGGGUCUCCCAGGGCGGAGGAACAAGCUUGGGUGCCCCACGGGCACGGCGCCGCCGCCGGCGCCCGCGCCCCCGCCCCACGCUCCCUCUUCCCUCCUCUGCCCCCCCUACCCCCCGCGCCGUUGGUUCUGCCCCGCUGUGGUAUGUCCCGGCGAGACGCGGUCCCGUUCUCGCGAGCGCGCAGCCCCGCUCUCGUACAAUCUCGCGCGAUCGGCUGGUUCCGGUCUUUUCGCGUCCAGGGCGGCACUAUGGCGGUGGGCAAGAACAAGCGCCUCACCAAGGGCGGCAAGAAAGGCGCCAAGAAGAAAGUGGUUGAUCCUUUCUCCAAAAAGGACUGGUAUGAUGUCAAAGCACCAGCAAUGUUUAACAUCCGAAACAUUGGGAAGACGCUUGUCACCAGGACUCAAGGAACUAAAAUUGCCUCUGAUGGGCUGAAGGGUCGUGUAUUUGAAGUGAGCCUGGCUGAUCUGCAGAACGAUGAGGUUGCCUUCCGUAAAUUUAAGCUGGUAACUGAGGACGUUCAGGGCAAAAAUUGUCUGACCAACUUCCAUGGAAUGGACCUCACCAGGGAUAAAAUGUGCUCCAUGGUCAAGAAGUGGCAGACAAUGAUUGAAGCCCAUGUAGAUGUCAAAACGACCGAUGGUUACCUGCUGCGCCUCUUCUGUGUGGGUUUCACCAAGAAGCGCAAUAACCAAAUCCGCAAGACCUCGUAUGCCCAGCAUCAGCAGGUGCGGCAGAUCCGCAAGAAAAUGAUGGAAAUCAUGACCCGAGAGGUCCAAACCAACGACCUGAAAGAAGUUGUCAAUAAGCUGAUCCCAGACAGUAUUGGCAAAGACAUAGAGAAGGCCUGUCAGUCCAUUUACCCUCUUCACGAUGUCUAUGUCCGCAAGGUUAAGAUGCUGAAGAAGCCCAAGUUCGAAUUGGGCAAGCUGAUGGAGCUGCAUGGAGAAGGUGGUGGUGCUAGCAAACCCUCCGGGGACGAGGCAGGCACUAAAGUAGAGCGAGCUGAUGGAUACGAGCCGCCCGUGCAAGAGUCUGUCUGAAACUAAAAAAUGAUGGAAAAUAAAAGUUCUUACAUACAGAC